AUGGAUGACAUUUCUUCAUCUGGAGGAAGCCACAACAUUGAUUGGAAUACUGAUGAUGAGCUGGAGAUAGCUAAUAUAUCAUCAUCAUCAUCAUCAUCAUCAUCUAUGAGUACUAACAGAAAUGUUUUAUCCAAAUUCGAAUUCGGGGAGUCAUGUUCUUCUAGUAAUCAUUCCUCUAAGCUACUUGAGUUUAUAGAAAUGGGAUUUUGUGAAGCAAUAGUGACCAAAGUCAUAGCAGAAAUUGGAGAAAACGAUAGUGAUUCCAUACUAGACACAUUACUCACGUAUUCUACUCUUGAUGAGAUUCCCCACCAUGAACACGAACUCAGUGAUCCAUGUUUGAAGCCUGAAAUCGAUUUAGAUACUGACUUCUCAGAUCUUGAUGACAAUUGUAGUGAUGAAGACAUUAAUGAAUCUGUUGAAAAGGAUGAUCCAUUGGUGUGCCUAAUUGAUAUGGGCUACUCAUGUGAAGAAGCUUCUGCUGCUAUUACCAGAUGUGGAAGAGAUGUACAACUAUCAGAGCUCAUAGAUUUCAUUACUGCUGCUCAUAUAUCAAAAGAAGCCGAUGAAGAAUCUGACGCCAGUGCAUUUGGAUCCUGCUCACGUCCAAAAAACAAGAAGAAGUCUCGUAAAGAGAUUUUCUGGAUGAAAAGAAAAAAUCUCGAAAAAAAACCAAAAAGAAAAAGAAACGAUGAAGGUGAAGAUGAACACGUCCUUCACCUUCCUAAUCCAAUGACAGGAUUUGGAAUUCCAUACGAACCAUUUCAUAAUAUUCACAGAACGAUUCCCGAUGCAGCCAUUGGUCCACCAUAUUUUUACUUCGAGAAUGUCGCUUUCACGCCAAAAGGUUCAUGGAACGAAAUCAAGCGUAAUCUCUACGAAAUCGAACCUGAAUUCGUCGAUUCAAAAUUCUUCUGUGCAGCAGCUAGAAAGCGAGGUUACAUCCAUAACCUUCCGUUAACAAACAGAUCCCCAAUUCAACCGCUUCCCCCUCGCACACUUUCCGAAGCUCUUCCUUCUACUAAACAAUGGUGGCCUUCAUGGGACAAAAGAGAACAAUUGAAUUGCAUACUUACAUGUAGAGGAAGCGCCAAACUCACGAAUCGUAUCAAAUUAGCCCUAGAAAAUUCGAAUUCGAAUCCCAAAGGUGAGUGCGAGUGCGAGCCUUCUGAACAAGUGAAGAAAUUCGUUAUCAAUCAAUGCAAGAAAUGGAACAUGGUUUGGACAGGGAAGACGAAGGUGGCGCCACUUGAGCCUGAUGAGAUCGAGUUAAUCAUGGGGUUCCCGAUCUACCAUACACGUGGAGAAAGCACAGCCGAAAGAUUCAAAGGCCUCGGGAAUGCUUUUCAGGUUGAUACAGUUGCUUACCAUUUGUCUGUGUUAAAGAAGUUGUACCCUAACGGAAUGAAUGUUCUUUCGCUUUUCUCCGGGAUUGGUGGGGCCGAAGUUGCUUUACACAGGCUUGGGAUUCGGAUGAAGAAUGUGGUUUCGGUUGAGAAGUCUGUGGUUUGUAGGAAGAUUCUUCGGGGUUGGUGGGAACAAACAAACCAAAAAGAGAAUUUGAUACACGUGUCGGAUGUUAAAGAUGUGACAGUUGAUAAGUUAGAGAAGUGGAUUGGGUGUUUUGGAGGGUUUGAUCUUGUGAUUGGAGGGAGUCCGUGUAAUAAUCUUUCUGGUGGUAAUAGGUGGACACGUGAUGGACUUGAUGGGGAAAUACUCUUCGCUUUUCUACCACUAUCCUCGUAUACUUAA
Messenger RNA from Lactuca virosa, 1752 nucleotides. Lineage: Eukaryota; Viridiplantae; Streptophyta; Magnoliopsida; Asterales; Asteraceae. The record is from the annotation of a GenBank genome assembly.